Molecule: messenger RNA, 5332 nt
Organism: Bursaphelenchus okinawaensis
Lineage: Eukaryota; Metazoa; Nematoda; Chromadorea; Rhabditida; Aphelenchoididae
Source: the annotation of a GenBank genome assembly
AUGCAGAAUAAUUCACCGAUUCGACUUGAUGAAUUGAACCUCACCGAGGUCCCGUUGCCUACGGAGAAUGAACGCUGCGAACGGGUCCGUGUACCGGAGUAAGUGUUUUGAGUUUUUGUUUUUUGUGUUUUUAGGUAAUAACAGCGAGAGGAGUUGAUGAAUUUGAGAGAUUUCUUUGAAUUUUGAGUAAACUUUGAAAUUUUUGAAAAACAAGAUUUGAAUUUUGUUUUUUAGAGACGAUAACUGUACUUUUGCUUUCUAAUUGAGUUUGGUUUUAUGCAUAUUUCUUCUUGUGAAGUUCUGAUGACCUAAAACAAUAUAAUUUUAAAGAAGUCUAAAAUUUGAUAACUCAAAGCUGUAGUAGUGGACUAUGUUAUUUUUUGUUGGUUGACGACAGGAAAAGAUACAUAAUGGUUUAGUUUUGAUGUAUUUUAUGAUUUCACUUUUGUUGAUGUAAAGCUGGUCUAAAACAAUAUAAUUUUAUAAGUUGUUCAUCAAAUUAUGAUAUUUUAAUGUCAACAUUACUUCAAGAAGUGACUUUAACAUCUUUUAAGUCAUUUUGGACAGUCUAAUUGAGCUUUUCUUUACAGUUUAGGCUUUUUUAAUAUUCUAGAUACAAAGGUGAUCUAAAACAAUUUAAUUUUCAGAUUUCUCGUGAAAGCGUUCGCCUUCAUUAAGGAAAAUGGUGGCCGACGUACUGAAGGCAUUUUUCGCCGCAAUGGUAAUAACCAAAGAGUGGAGAACGCAACCGUAAGUUGUCUUUAAUUUUGUUUUGUUGCUUUAGGUGGAUAUGAUGAUGAAUAUCGAUAGAAAUCUAAUCAUACUUUGAUUAGUGCGGGGAAUUUUAACCUGGAGUUAGAAUAGGAUGUGUAAAAUGAUAUAGUGUUGAAAAUUAGUUUUUCUGUUGAAUUUUUAUAACAUAAACAUCGAAAUAUCAUUUUAGGUCGCAUUCUACGGCGGUGAUAUCCCGGAUGAUUGUACAGCGAUUGAUGUGGCGAUUCUGAUUAAACGUUUCAUAAAGCGGAUACAGCACGGUCUUCUUCAGGGCAAAGAGGCUCGUAUCUACGAGUUUUCUAUUGAUAACCAGGGACAAAUGUUUGAAAAGCCGGCCGCAAUCUUCACCUUCAUAAAAACCUUGCCAAGUCUUAAUCAAUGCACGUUGGCUUACUUGAUGUACAGCUUGAAGAGGGUAAGGUUGAUGUUGUUGGGCUGGGGAAAUGUUAUUCGACUGGGUGGGGUAAAAAAUAUUUUUUUGGGGUUUUAUGGGAGGGGUGAAUGGUAUUUUUAUAGGGGGUGGAAAAGGUUUAGAAAAGUGAAAAUUUACUUUGAAAAGCGGUUAGACGGUUAAAUUGUUUGUAAAAAAAGUUUAAUACUGCCAUUUUAGAUAUCAGACUACGAGUCGGAGAACAAGAUGUCGGUCGCUAACCUAGCCACUUGCAUCAGCCAGUCCUUGUUUGUUAACACUGAUUUUAGCAUGACUCCAGGGGAAAAUGUAAGGCUUUCAAUUGGAAAUUUUGUUUUUCAAUCUGAAUUUUUUAUUUUGAUUUUUGUUUUUAUAUUAGAUCGUUCACUUAAUUUUGUGCCCCAUAACAGCGAAAAUUUGCUUAGAAAGGGGGUGUAGAAUUAAGUGAACGGCCUAUAUGUAUAAUAUGGGGGUAUGGUAAAAUUCUUAUAGUGAAUUUGGGAUAAUAUGACAUUUUUUAGAAUGACUAUGUUAAGCAUGCCGUCGGAGUUGUGAAUCGUUUAGUAGCGUACAUGAUCAAUCACUACACCGAAAUUCGUAAGUUUUAAAAAUUUUGUUGUUUUUUAUAUCAUUUUGGCCAUUUUGUGUUAUUUUAAGUCUUUUUUUUUGUGUUUUUGGUCAUUUUGGAGUUGUUCUUGGCCUUUUUUUAUGUCUCUUUGGGUAUUUUUAUGCUGUUUUUGGUCUUGUCUAUCAUUUUUUGGCCAUUUGUUUGCUGCUUAUGGCUAUUUUUGUAUUGCUUAUAGGCCUUUUUUCAUAUCUUUUUGGCCUUUUUAUGUUUAUGAAGCUGUUUUUGUGCUAAUUUGACAGUUUUUGACCGAUGCACUGCUAGUUUAAAUAAAAUUUUUUGAAUUUUAGUUAAGCCCCCGAUGAAAUUGACAAAUGGCGAGACCAGGAAGAACACACUGCCCCGAGGAACGUCCGGAAAUAACAUUAAACGCUCAUGUAAUGCAAUGUAAGUAUUUAAAAGUAAAAGAUAAUGUUUUGAUGUAUAUUGCAAGUAAAAGAAUAUUGUUUUGGAUAUUUAAUUUUUAAUUUUUUUGGGUCGGAAUUGAAAAAAAUUUUUUUUGUCAACUUUUAAGCACUACUAGAUCGAUUAAGCACUAUCUAUAACUAAAAAGCUAAAUUUUUUUUUCAGAAAAUACGAAUAUCCAGCGGACCUAGAGCAAUAUCAACCGCCUACGACAACUCCGACCCCAUCAACAGCUUUCAAAAGUACAAUGUAGGUCUUAGCUUUUAAACUGGGAAAUGAUUAUUCUUGGCAGGAGUGUCGAAAAUAAAAAAAUGAUGAUUUUUGGCAGGGGUGUCUCCUCAGAUUUGUUUAUGAGGUGUGGGGGGGGGGGCAAAAAAUUUUUUUUUGGCUUAUUGUUUUUUGAUUUUUUUGUUCUAAGUUUAAGUACAGUAUGAUUUAAAAAACGAAUUUUUCAGAAAAUACGCAUAUCCAGGAGAACUACCGCCUAAGCCAACCUCCGCAUCAAUGCCCAACGUGGAUCGAAUUGGUGAACGAGACCCCAAGAAAACUGGUUCUAAUACAAUGUAAGUGCAGGGAAAGGGCUAUUUUUGGGAAUUGUUUUAAUUUUGAAUCAAAAAAUUUUUUACCCUCCCCUCCUAAAAUAAAAAAAAAAUCACCCUCCCCCUUACACAAAAAAAUUUUUUUACUUUGCCUAUCUUCUGCUCUUUUAAAGUAACUAAAGAAAUAAAAAAAUUUAAUUUUAGGAAGUACGAUUACUCAGCGGACCUACCACCAUGCCCACCAACCACCCGACCCCCAUCGAACCCUGAGCGAAUCGGCGAACGAGACCUGAAGAAAACCGCUUCUAAGGUAUUUUUGGCAUUUAGUACGUUUGCACUUUCCCAUCAGUGUUGUAUGGUGUUGGUGCAGACGGCUUUUUAAUGGCUUUAUUUGGGUGUAGAAAAGUUUUGUCGUCAAUUUCCGUGGGUUUGAAGAGUAAAAAACGACAAGACUUUAUCCUAGCUUUAUAUUGCCAUUUUUGCUGUGUUGUUGAUGCUAUUAGAAUGAAAAUGGUUUAAGGAUACCUAGAAAGUGUUUUUGAGCAAGUUUUUAAUAGGUUUGUCGAUGCAUUUUUGCUGUUUUUAUAUUGUAGUAGAUGUUUUUUGAAGGCUUGAUGAUUUUUGUCAUAACUCUUUUUAAAACAGAGCUAGACGCUUGAAUUUUUACGUAGUUGUAUAUCAUUCUUUUGUGUAUAAGAUGCUUUAUAGUAUUUUUGAAAUUUGCACUCACUGAAAAAGUUACAGUAGCUUUAAUGGAACUAUAAUUUUUUUGAAAUUUUGUAAUUUUUGUGAUUUUUUUCUAAACUUUUACUGCUUUUAAAUGUUUUUAUGUAAUUUACUAUCUAAAUCAACAUAUUACUGAACAAUUUUCUUUCAGAAAAGACGUAACUCGGUGACGAAGCGCCUGACCAACUUGACCAGGUUAUUUACGGGCAGCCGACGUCCCUCAGUCAACAACGACGAGCCUGCGGACAACACCUUGUCCAGGAACAACUCAUCGUGCAGUGAACUCAAAUUAAAGAAACUCGGAAUCCAACGAUCCGUCUCAGUUAAAGCACCAUACCUCAAGGUACCGUCCAUGGACAGACACCAAGACAUUCAACGUCAAAGCUCCAUGACCUACGUGAGCAACCAGAACGGCGUGGAUUCCGAGGCGGAAGAGGCGUGGAAGCCGGAUUCGGGACGAAAGAUUCGAACUCCACGCAAGGAUUCAGAAGGCGAUCGUCUGGAUUUGGCCACGAGAUCAGAUGAGAGAAGUUGUAGAUCAAAGGAAAGGAACGUUAGGUCGGAUGAGAGGAACGUCAGGUCGGAUGAGAGGAAUAUAAAGUCGGAUGAACGUACUACAAGAUCAGAUGAACGUACCGCAAGAUCGGACGAAAGAAGAAGCCGCCGAGACCACGAAUAUCAACGAAGCGAUGGACAAUAUAGCCCCAAAACCAGCGGGCGCCGACUAUUCGAAAGCCAAAGAAGCAUGGAGAAUCAGCUGGAUUCGCAUCAGAAUAUGCACGCCUCCAGAAGUCAACUCGAAUUUGACGCCGCAAACCAAACGGAAAUUGGCCAGAAGACGAGGGAAAACGAUCGAGCACGGUACGAUGAGCAAAGGCACGAUGAGCAGAGGCACGAUGGGAACAGAGGACAGAAUGAUGGUCACAGAGGACAACAAGAUGUUCACAGAGGACUGAACGAUGAACAGGCACAGUAUGGAGCGCAAACAGGGCAGUACGAUGACCAAAACCAACUUCAUGAAGCCUUAGGACAAAACAAUGAAAAUUACCUCCGAAACAACCAAAUAUCCGCCCAAAACCCACCCCCGCCUCAACUAAUCGAAGCCGCCAAAGCCGAGAACGACAAGGAGAACCUGCUCCACGAAUUCACCAACGCCGAGAUGAAGGAACGCAAGAAACCGCUGAUAAAGCCCCGCCGAAAAACCACCCAAUUGGAAAACCUGAAGCGAAACCAACCCAAUACCCUCAACUCCGGCCUAAAAGACGGCCGAAAAGCGAUUCAACGUCGCAACACCCUGAACAACAGGAACGAACUGAGUCUGGAGAGUGGCGCAUUGGUCCCAAAAAACACCCUUUCAAAGUUGUUAAAGAGAAAGAAGUCGCAGGUCGCUCCGCAUCAGGUGAACAGUUCAGUUGUUAGACAGUUGGGUAAGUCUUUUGGGAGGGUAUUCGAUGAUAAAUGGCUUUUGAGAUGACAUAGUAGAAGGUAUUAAGAUAUAAAGAAAAAUUGCCGAAGAUAUAUGGAAAACACCGAUAUUAUAGUAGGUGGUUGAGGUAAAAAAGAUGACGUUUGGGGAGAACAUGCUCGUUGUUGCAGGAUUUUAAAGUAGAACUAUAAGAAAGGGAUAAUAAUGCAUAUUAUAGUAGGCUUAGGGUAGAAAAUUAAAGUUGAGGCGGAAAAUGGAUAUGUAGUAGGUAAUGAUGGUCUUUAUAAAAACAGAACAGUAACUAUAAAAUUUCAGGCGCCGAUCCAGUCUUAGUCCCUUUAGGCCUCCACGAACGCACCUCCGCCUCGGUGAACCAGCAAGCCAAAGUCUCUGACCUAAUCAAGAAGUUUGACAACACGGUGCGCUGA